CACUGAUGGGCACAAGUGGGUGGCACUGCUGGGCACAGGUAGGUGGCACUGCUGAGCACAUGUGUGUGGCACUGCUGGGCACUGGUGGGUGGCACUGGUGGGCACAGGUGGGUGACACUGCUGGGCACAGGUGGGCGGCACUGCUGGGCACAGGUGGGCGGAGCUGGUGGGUGGCACUGCUGGGCACUGAUCAUCAGGGCACUGAUGAUCAGUGCCCUGAUGAUUGGUGCCGAUCCCUGCUCUGACAACUGCCAGUUCUCGGCAGUACUUUCCUCACGCUCUGACAGCGUGAGGAAAGUGCAGCCGAGAACCGGCAAUUGCAUUUCCCUGUGAUCACAAUCACGGAGAUUGCUGGGGGCGUGCAGGAGAGCGC
This is a messenger RNA of Staurois parvus, 373 nucleotides long. The record is from the annotation of a GenBank genome assembly. Lineage: Eukaryota; Metazoa; Chordata; Amphibia; Anura; Ranidae.